GUGUGUGUGUGUGUAUCGUUCGUGCAUCAAGAUGGCGGUGGCUCCUGACAGCAGAGUGCUCUCCUACAGUGUUUAUAAAUGGAGCUCAUACUCCUCUACAUAUUUACCCGAAAAUAUAUUAGUGGAUAAACCUAACGAUCAGUCUUCCAGGUGGUCAUCUGAGAGCAACUACCCUCCACAGUACUUGAUCUUAAAACUGGAGAGACCAGCUAUCGUUCUUAGCAUCACCUAUGGCAAAUAUGAAAAAACUCAUGUGUGCAACCUGAAGAAAUUCAAGGUGUUUGGAGGCAUGAGUGAAGAAAACAUGACAGAACUCUUGUCUAGUGGCCUUAAGAAUGACUUCAACAAGGAGACAUUCACGCUAAAGCACAAGAUUGAUGAGCAGAUGUUUCCCUGCAGGUUCAUUAAAAUAGUGCCUCUGAUGUCAUGGGGUCCCAGUUUUAACUUCAGCAUCUGGUAUAUUGAGUUACAUGGCAUUGAAGAACCAGACGUUGUCCAGCCCUGCCUUAACUGGUAUAGUAAGUACCGUGAACAGGAGGCCAUCCGCCUGUGCCUGAAACACUUCCGGCAACACAAUUACACAGAAGCCUUCGAGUCUCUGCAGAAGAAAACCCGGAUCGCUCUGGAGCACCCCAUGCUCACGCACCUUCACGAGCGGCUGGUCCUCAGAGGAGACUUUGACGCCUGCGAGGAGCUCAUAGACAAAGCUGUGAGAGAUGGUUUGUUUAAUCAGUACAUCAGCCAGCAGGAUUAUAAGCCCCGCUGGAGUCAGAUCAUCCCCAAAUGUAACAAAGGUGAUGGUGAUGAUAACAGGCCAGGCAUGAGAGGAGGUCAUCAGAUGGUCAUUGAUGUUCAGACAGAAACAGUUUAUCUGUUCGGUGGCUGGGAUGGAACGCAGGACUUGGCUGAUUUUUGGGCAUACAGUGUAAAGGAGAAUCAAUGGGCCUGCAUAUCCAGGGAUACAGAGAAAGAGAAUGGACCCAGUGCGCGCUCGUGCCACAAGAUGUGCAUCGACUCUCAGCGGAGGCAGAUCUAUACUCUGGGCCGUUAUUUGGACUCCUCUGUCAGAAACAGCAAGUCCCUGAAAAGUGACUUCUACUGCUAUGACAUUGAUGCCAACACGUGGACCCUCCUGAGCGAGGACACGUCCGCUGAUGGAGGACCCAAACUUGUGUUUGACCACCAGAUGUGCAUGGACUCUGAGAAGCACAUGAUCUACACUUUUGGUGGUCGGAUUCUGACGUGUAACGGGAGCGUGGAUGAUGGCAGGACGUCAGAACCUCAGUUCAGCGGGCUUUACGCGUUUCACUGUCAAGCUGCUAGCUGGAGUCUGCUCAGAGAAGACUCAUGUAACGCAGGGCCAGAGGACAUCCAGUCCCGCAUCGGACACUGCAUGCUUUUCCACACGAGAAAUCGCUGCCUGUACGUUUUUGGAGGUCAGAGGUCCAAAACAUACUUGAAUGAUUUCUUCAGUUACGACGUUGACGGUGAUCAUGUGGAGAUCAUCUCAGAUGGCACCAAGAAGGACUCAGGCAUGGUACCUAUGACCGGGUUCACUCAGCGUGCCACCAUCGACCCCGAGCUCAAUGAGAUCCACGUUUUGUCAGGACUCAGCAAAGACAAAGACAAACGCGAGGAGAAUGUACGCAACUCCUUCUGGAUCUACGACAUUGCACGCAACAACUGGUCGUGUGUUUAUAAGAAUGACCAGGCGGUUAAAGAAAACCCCACUAAGGCCCUACAGGAAGAAGAACCUUGUCCUCGUUUUGCUCAUCAGCUAGUCUAUGACGAGUUGCACAAGGUGCAUUAUCUUUUCGGUGGAAACCCAGGGAAGUCCAGCUCUCCUAAAAUGCGAUUGGAUGAUUUCUGGUCCUUAAAGCUGUGCCGCCCUUCCAAAGAAUAUCUGCUUCGACACUGCAAAUACCUCAUCCGCAAAUACAGGUUUGAGGAGAAGGCUCAGACCGAGCCCUUGAAUGCACUUAAAUAUCUACAGAAUGAUUUGUCUCUUACCGUGGACCACACUGACCCCGAUGAGACAAAAGAGUUCCAGCUCUUGCCCUCUGCUCUGUUCAAAUCUAGCUCAGACUUCAUUCCUCUAGGCUUUUCAGAUGUGGAUCAGACAUACGCCCAGCGCACUCAGUUGUUUGACACACUCGUCAAUUUCUUCCCUGACAAUAUGACCCCACCCAAGGGUAACCUCGUUGACCUCAUCACCCUGUAGCCACGCCCCAUACAUUAGACCACACCCCCAAUAGACCUCUCAGACUCCUCCCACCAAAAACAGAAGUUAUUUUUCUACAUUUUCCACCCGAGGUGUGCCAUGCCCACCUACUGUGUUUUCUCUUACAGAUGUAAUACCACCUAAACGUCACUGAGACUUAUUUAAUAUACAGAAAUAUAAUUUUCUACUCUGGAGUGGCAGGGUUGUUCUUUUUUCUUUUUUUUUUUUAAAGGUGUCAGAAUUAGGUUUAAAUUUGCAUAUCUGCCAAAUUGCGAACUGAUUUGAUUUUUUUUUUUUUUUGCUCUAUUUCAGUUUUAUCUUUUAAAUAUUCUCUCAAACAGUUUGCAACAUAGGUGAGUUAUAAAUCUAAGCAGUUUACAUUAUAAUGAGAUGAAUUUGAUUUAUGAACUGUGUGAUCAUCAUGGGUUCCUUUCUGCCUUGUUAUUUUAAAUCGCAUUUUAAUGGACAAACGUGCGCUGAGCCAGUGACGGCCUUAGGCAAAGAUCAGAGCGCCCUCUAGAGUCAGUUCUGAUUUGAUUACACAUUCAGAUGAAUUCUGAAGGAACUGUCCAUUCAGUACUGGAUAUGAAUACCGGCUUCCAUCUAAACCUGCUGCUGCUAUAGUUUGCCAUGACAUUAGUGCUUUCUUUGACUCUUUAAUAUAUUCCAUAGCUAUUAAUUGUCAUCCACAAUUCAUACAAGGAAUAUAGUGAUAUGUCCGAGAUGUAACGUACACAAGAAGUGUUUUCCAUUCUGUAUGUGUGUAGGAACGCAAAUAUUAGUAGCACAUUCAUGUAUGGCAACACCUUGUACUUUAUUACAGAUUAUUAUACACUCGUAUCCGUUUGCAAAUGGAUUUGCGAAACACUGCUGCAAUUAGACAAACCGAAGACAUGGAUGAAUUGAAUUUUUGAAGUGUAGAUUGCUGUUUACUUAAGGUUGUGGCUGCUUUUGUCCAAACUCAAUGUAGUCCAGUUCACACUGCUGUGUUACAUAGACUGUUCAGCGGACUGGUACCAACACAAAGGAGCCUUAUUGGGACCACCGAAGACAGAAGAGACCCCUCACUAUUUAUUAUUAAUAUAAUUUCUUGGUGAACUUGAGCCCUGAAUGUCAUGUCUUAUGUUCCGUCUUCCUCUAUGAUGUCAUAGAGAUUUUUGUAUGUGCCCUUCAUUCCGUAUGAGCUUCCGGAUUGCUUGAAAUCUUGAACAGAUUGAAGUAUGUUGGACAGUAGUCUUCCAUAUAGUUCCAUGUGUCUCCAGCCGUGCGUCUGGAUAACUUGGUCUCCAUUUGUGCAGUGUUAGUUUAACAGCAGUUGUUUUAGAAUUGUUUGUGUCCCUGUGCACGAGGAGCAAGUGUUUGCCCAGCAAAAAAAAUAAUCCUGUAAUUGGAUCGCUCUUAAAUUUGCUGUACUUUUGGCUUCACCCACGCAGAAACCAAAGGCUCAAAGAACCAUGGGACAGCACAUUGUUUCACCCUGCUGAUUGUGUCCUCCCAAGUGGGAUAUCUCAAUUCCCUGAACUCAGUAUUAGCUGUAGUUUGACCCCUGUGAAGCGAGGCGGGCGUCUGUGUAGAUGCACAUACGGCGUACCAGAGUGUGGACGUUUGACUUCUCAGUGAUUGGCCCGUUUGUGAAUUAGUUUUUCAGCACUUUUGGUUUCUUGUCUGGUGUGAAAGCAAUUUGUAGCUAGUAUUGUUUUUGUGCCGGGAAGAAUUAUGAUUUUUUUUAAUUUUUUUUUUAAAGAGGGGGAAAAAAAAUGAAAUCAUAGAUACACGAGAGGAUCGACACUUACAACCGGAGACCUUUUUGUUGCACUCGAUGCCAAAUACAUUUUCUUGCUUUCGGUGUACAUUUCUGCAGUGUCAGAGAUGAAAUUGCGCUUCUUUUCAUCUCUCCAGGAAAUCGUCAUCUCGGCGAGCGUCACUCUGCUCUUGAGCUAGGGCGCAUUGAGAUGUCAGCACUACACUGUGGCUCUCAUGAAUGUGUAGAACAUAUUAAAGAACUGCAUUGUAUGUAAUGUACAUAAAAAAUAAAGAUUGUAUUUUGUUCAA
Pimephales promelas (fathead minnow) is the source of this 4273-nucleotide messenger RNA. It is a transcript of the gene mkln1, whose product is annotated as muskelin 1, intracellular mediator containing kelch motifs. Gene Ontology annotation, cellular component: cytoplasm. NCBI's taxonomy places the organism in Eukaryota, Metazoa, Chordata, Actinopteri, Cypriniformes, Leuciscidae. The record is from RefSeq and is a predicted model, not a curated record. Gene Ontology annotation, molecular function: protein binding.